Triplophysa dalaica is the source of this 2716-nucleotide messenger RNA. RefSeq names its product grainyhead-like transcription factor 3 (gene grhl3). The record is from RefSeq and is a predicted model, not a curated record. The transcript has 15 exons. Gene Ontology annotation, molecular function: RNA polymerase II cis-regulatory region sequence-specific DNA binding; DNA-binding transcription activator activity, RNA polymerase II-specific. Bases 101 to 1762 code for a protein of 553 amino acids. NCBI's taxonomy places the organism in Eukaryota, Metazoa, Chordata, Actinopteri, Cypriniformes, Nemacheilidae. Gene Ontology annotation, biological process: regulation of transcription by RNA polymerase II. Gene Ontology annotation, cellular component: nucleus.
UACCACUUCAAUCAUCAGGAUAUAAACACAUACACACAGAGAGAGAGAACAGAGAGGUUGCAAACUAAGGAUUUAACCUCCAUUGCCUGUCAGAGGAGUCAUGACCAAAGAGAUUGAGGCUCUCAUGGUACAACAGAACGAGAGUUUCAGCUAUCUGCGACAGUCGGAGAAUUACAUCAUGGACUCGUGGCCUUACAUGGACGACCUCAGCAGAAGUAAAACUGAAGAAGCCCUUAACAACCUCUACGAGACAUGCAAGACGCCAAAGGAUGUUAAGAUGACACCGUGUGCUCGUGAAAGCAGCAUGUAUAAAGGCAUGGAGAGGACGCCGAACAGCUCUCCUCCUGAACUGGCUACGCUGGAGAACGCUCAAAUCAUGAAGCUGCUUUCUGAUAACAUUUCUAUUAGUCAAUCAAAGCAAGCGCUGCCGGGAACUGACAGCUACUCGGGCGAGAACUAUGAUAAGCAAGUCAUCAACAACAUCUUCGACUCAAUCCUGCUCUCAGCGCAAAAACCGUGGCACUCUGAUCAGGCGUACGCGGAUGCUAACCAAGAGUCGCUCGCCUUCAGCACUCCCUUUGCGGGACAGACAAGCCCUGUAUAUUCAGAUUCCUAUUCUAACUCCCCUCCAGAGAGAUACAGGAAUGAUUUCCAGUUCGUUCUUGGUUCCCCGCAAGCUUCCCAUCACAAGACCACAGAAAUACCCAUGGUUUACCUCAACAAGGGUCAGUUUUACCCCAUUACUCUGCAGGGAGUGGACAGCACUGCGGGAGUGUCAUGCAGCAAAGUAAAAACGGUGAUCAUGGCUGUGUUUGAGAAUGACAAGAGUCCUGAGAUGCAACUGAAAUACUGGAACCACUGGCACGCACGACAGCCAACCGCUAAACAAAGGGUCAUAGAUAUUGCCGACUACAAGGAAGUCUUCAGUGGAAUUAGUAAUGUGGAGGAGGUUGCUUUCAACGCACUGUCCUUCAUCUGGAACACCAAUGAGGAGGCGAAGGUGCACAUCGGCAUCAAUUCUCUGAGCACUGAUUUCUCCUCCCAAAAGGGGGUUAAAGGCCUUCCUCUGAAUCUGCAGAUCGACACUUACGAUUACAGCUCAGGGAACAACCAGCUCAUUCACAGAGCUGUUUGUCAGGUCAAGAUCUUCUGCGAUAAGGGAGCAGAGAGGAAGAUGAGAGACGAGGAGAGGAAGAGAUCCAAGAGGAGAACCAAGACUACUGCAGAUAAUACUUCUAAACAGGCUUUGGUCUCCAGUUCGGUUGGAAAGGACUGCACAUUUUUCAAGACUCUGGAUGAUCGCGUCACACAACCUGUUUUAUUCAUCCCUGAGAUGCAGUUCAGCACCAUGCAGCGCUGCGGCCUGGUGCCCCCUGUUAAUGUGGAGGAGGCUGACAGGAACUCAUUGAAACGUGGCAACUGCUACACGGACAGCGCAGAUAAAACCAGUUCCCCACCAAGCAAAAAACUACGUCGAGAUGAGCAACAGAGAGUUCUGCUGUAUGUAAGGCGAGAAACGGAGGAAGUGUUUGAUGCCCUAAUGUUAAACACGCCAACCCUUAAGGGCCUGAGAGAAGCGAUUUCAGAAAAGUACGGUAUGCAAGAAGACACCAUUGGGAAAAUCUUCAAGAAAUGCAAAAGAGGGAUCUUUGUGAACAUGGAUGACAACAUCAUCGAGCAUUACAGCAACCACUCGGCCUUCCUCAUCGAGAUUUCCGAAGUCAUGGUCAACCACUUCCAGGUCACGCUUAUGGAGUUAUAAAGGACAUCAUCACGAUGUGUGCCCCCGCCGGCAGCUUCUCGCUGCCCCUCCAAUCAAAAGCACAAGCAACUGAGAGCCAGAUUCUGCAGUGCCAGAGGCGUCGUCAUGGAAACAAAAGAACUUACCUGCACGUUCUAACGUUUUCAGUUUCAACGCAUACCAAUACUUGUGGUGUAAACACCAUUUACCUCUUUUUUACUUUUUGGAAAAAAUAUUUUAUCUACAAUUAUUUUAUAACUUGAUCAAUUGUGAUCAACAAGGUUAAGUGCCUGUAAAUAUGAAUUGUAAAUAGACGAAAAUAUGAUAAUGUUAUGUGUGUGUGUCGACAUGAUUUUAUAGUUAUAUGUUAUUUUUUCAACGAUAAACUUGCCUUUGAUAUGCUGCCUCUACGCUGCUUACGAUAGGCCCAUCACUUAUAGAAGACGAUGUGAGGUGGUUGUAUCGCUUUAUGCUUCAAUGGUGUUUUGCAUGUUUUUUAAUCUUGCCUCAUGUUACUUCAGUACACUUCCAGUCAGGGUGCUGUUACUUUCAGCCUGUUAGUUUCACAUCUGAAAUGCUUCACACAUCCGAGAGUGUUUCAGACUUCAAAGUCGCACAUUUCCACCCUUAGAGGGCUGAAUAUCUGUCAUUGUUUCGUUCACCAAGACUUUGACACUCAAUAUAAAAACACACAUUUCUAAUCUGUGUGGCUAGAACGGUUGCUGGGACAACCGGACCCUUUAUCCUUCGACUUUUAGACAAGGACGUUCAAAGAAACCACUGCUUAAACAACUUGCCCAAACAUCAAAAUAAUUAAUGGUGACUUUUCAGUUUGUGGAUGUUGCUUCAGUUCACAAAUUUGUACAUUUCAAAUGCUUUGUAUUGCUGUCAUUCAAUAUUGAUAUACUAAAGCUGUGUUUUCCUUUUUUACUGCCUCUGCUUUUAUAAGGCAAAUAAAAUCGAAAAUUCAAAACA